GGCCCCAAAAAACCGAAAGUAAAAUCACCUAAAGAUAAGAAACCAGACAGCCCCGAUGAAGAUUCUGAUAUGAAAAAUGAUCCAGAUAAACCAGAAGAUGAACCUGAAAAUUCUGAUGAUAUGCCUGAUGAAAUGCCAAAAGAUUCCCCGAAAGGAAAGGACCCUAAAAAUCCCAAACCAAAAUCACCUACAGACGAAAAACCAGACAGUUCGGACGAAGAUUCUGUUAUGAAAGAUGAUCCAGAUAAACCAGAAGAUGAACCUGAAAAUUCUGAUGAUAUGCCUGAUGAAAUGCCAAAAGAUUCCCCAAAAGGAAAGGACCCUAAAAACCCCAAACCAAAAUCACCUACAGACGAAAAACCAGACAGUUCGGACGAAGAUUCUGAUAUGAAAGAUGAUGCAGAUAAACCAAAAGAUGAACCUGAAAAUGCUGAUGAUAUGCCUGAUGAAAUGCCAAAAGAUUCCCCAAAAUCACCUAAAGACGAAAAACCAGACAGCCCUGAUGAAGAUUCUGAUAUGAAAGAUGAUCCAGAUAAACCAGAAGAUGAACCUGAAAAUACUGAUGAUAUGCCUGAAGAAAUGCCAAAAGGUUCCCGAAAAGGAAAGGGCCGCAAAAAACCCAAACCAAAAUCACCCAAAGACGAAAAACCAGACAGUUCGGAUGAAGAUUCUGAUAUGAAAGAUGAUCCAGAUAAACCAGAAGGUGAACCUGAAAAUGCUGAUAAUAUGCCUGAUGAAAUGUCAAAAGAUUUCCCAAAAGGAAAGGACCCUAAACAACCCACGACAAAAUCACCUAUAGACGAAAAACCAGACGACACUGACAAAGAUUCUGAUAUGAAAACUGAUUCAGAUAAACCAGAAGAUGAACCUGAAAACACUGAUAAAAUGCCUGAUGAAAUGUCAACAGAUUCUCCAAAAGGAAAGGAUGCUAAGGAGCCCAAAGAAAAGUCAGCUAAAGAUGAGAAACCAGACAACUCUGAUCAAGAUUCUGAUAUGAAAGAUGAUCCAGAUAAAUCAGAAAACGAAGCUGAAGAUUCUGAUAAUAUGCCUGAUGAAAUGCCAAAAGAUUCCUCGAAGGGAAAGAGUCCUGAGAAACCAAAAGGAAAACCACCUAAAGAAGAGAAGCCAAAAAGUCCUGAUGAAGCUUCUGAUACGAAUGGUGAUCCUGAUAAACCAGAAGAUGAACCUGAAAGUUCCGAUAAAAUGCCUGAUGAAACGUCAACAGAUUCUCCAAAAGGAAAGGAUCCUAAGGAACCCAAAGAAAAAUCAUCUCAAGAUGAGAAACCAGAAAAUCCUGAUGAAGAUUCUGAUAUGAAAGAUGAUCCAGAUAAGCCAAAAGACUCAGAUGAUAUGCCUGAUAAGCUUCCAGAAAAUGAACCAGAUGAAAUCAGCUCUCAGAAACCGAAAGCCAAGCGAUCAAAGGGCGAAGAACCAGAAAAUACCAAUAAAGAUUUUGAAAUCAAAAAUGAUUCAAAUAGUCAGCCAAAAGAUUCUAACAUUUUGGAUGCUGAAAAUCCGAAAGAUCCUGAUGAUUUAGAAAAGCGUAUUGCUGAACAAAGUGAUUCUGAAAAACUGCCAAAAAAUAUUUGUAAAGAUCCUGAAAUGAACCGUAAAGCAAAGCGGUCAAUUGAGGGAAUUGGAGGACAAAAGUACCCUUCAGUAGAUGAUCAUGGAACUGAAAAUAAUCCUGAGGCAAUUUCUAAAACAGUUCAAUAUCCUGAAGGCAGGAAUUAUAAGCUGAAAGAGAUUCACAAAGUAUUAUUUCAAAGUGGUAUUUCUUUAAAAAACAAUAAUGUGGAAGAGAACAGUAUUAUGAAAAAUAUUAAAAAUGAACAAGAUUCAAAUUUUGAAGCAGAAGUCCUUGAAGACUCCUCAAACAAAGUACCUUUGAAAAUAAUAAAUAGCGACGACGUAGAUUUAUCACAAACAAAGGAAGAUAUGUUUGAUAGUAGAAGCUAUUGGCAGUUUAUUAAGAACAAAAUAUUUGCCGGUGUUUAACAUUUAGUUUGAAGCUGGUUUUUUAAUUAGUUUUUUUUUUUUUAUUGAUUAAGGUGUAUAGUAAUGGUUCCCGCCAAACUACAAUAAAUAGUUUGAAGAAAAAAAAUUACAAUUCAUAUUAGCAGAAGCAGUUAAAUGAAAAAUUUUUAACUACUUGUAAUCCUUUAUUAUAAGUGUUACAAUACUCAAAAAUUAAUUUUUAAAAUAUUCAAUCAGUUUUAAGAAAAUGUAAAAGAAUAUUAUUAAUAUUUAUAAUGUAAUUUUAGUUCAGAUAUGAAAUUAGCCAUUUAGUUUAAAUCCGUUUAAUGAUGUAGCAGCAGCUUCGCAUUGUAUCUAAUAUCCGAAUUCAUAAAACCAAUAUGAGCAUUUCAAAUUUACCCAGCAUUUUACUCUUAGUGUAAUUUAUUUACUUGGAUUAUUAUAUUAUUUAAGUUAAUUUUUAGUAUAAUUUUUACUUCAAUAAAAAUUUUGUAAGUGGAAAAUGUCUUGGAUAUAAUUCUACAUAUUUCUGUAUAAUAUAUGUAUAUUAUAUCACUUCUAAGUAAAAAAUUUCAAUGAGGUAAAGAAAGUAC
This is a messenger RNA of Condylostylus longicornis, 2570 nucleotides long. RefSeq names its product cell surface glycoprotein 1-like. The transcript has a single exon. Bases 70 to 1998 code for a protein of 642 amino acids. NCBI's taxonomy places the organism in Eukaryota, Metazoa, Arthropoda, Insecta, Diptera, Dolichopodidae. The record is from RefSeq and is a predicted model, not a curated record.